CAUACGUGACCGGAGGAUGUGAAAGAACUGAGGCAGCAGCUCGUACUCCGCAACUUAUUGGGCAGUGAUGAAGAGGUGGCCACCCUCUUCAACAAAAUAACUAUUGACUUGGUACCAGAUUCUGAUGCUUAGAAGUUAUAAAGGUGUAAAAGAGGAAAUUCAAAAGCACUAUAAGAACCAUUUCACUGGCCCCUGGACCGUCCUGGCAUUCCUGGGUGCAGUCUUAGCCCUCUUCUUUAGCGGCCUUCAGACUUACUUCACCGUCUUCCCUCGUCGCAACUGAUCACCAUCAUUUGUUAAAAUUGCAGAAACGUAUGCCUGGGAGUCGGGAGGACUUUCCCACGGAGGAGGUGCAUGCAUCAAUGAAGAUCGUAAGAAAUGAAACCGGUCAGGCAAGAGAGGGCAGUGAUCACCAAUCUGCCAUUGCCAGCAAGCAGCAUGGAAAAACGAGAAUUGAUAUUGUAGUAGAAGAUAACGCUAGCAGCAGCAGGGAGAAGAGGUUUAAAUCUGUAAUGGGUGGCCCAGAAGACAGCAAAAGGAGUCAAUUAUCUGAGACUAAAUGGCCACGGAUACCCAAGGUUCCACAUAUGCUGCGACGUACCAAGGAUUUCAAGAUACUGUUCGAACCCAGAGUGGUUUCAGUGGGUCCUUACCACCAUCACAAGCACGAUCUCAGAGCAGCAGAAAUGCUGAAGCGCAUAAUGGCCAAACGGUUCAUCCUAGAGAAUCGCCAGGCAAUUGAAGUUUUGUACAACAAGAUUGUAAGCGAAAUCUCAGAAUUGAGAAAUUGCUACAAUAAGAAUGCGACAAAAAAAUAUAAUGAUGAAGACCUGGCCUGGAUGAUGCUGGUGGAUGGGUGUUCCUUGCUACAUUACAUUCGCUGCUACACAGAGGGUAAGUUGAAGGACUUGCCUAUUAAGUAUCACAAUGCAGCCUUUGCGCAACAGGACUUGUUCUUGCUGGAGAAUCAACUUCCGUUUCGGGUUCUGGAGUUGUUGCUGGAACCAGGAUUCGAAGAUGGGAUGCAAAUGAUUGAAAAGUUCAUCGGAUCGGCUGCUGAAACUGACCCACCGGCUGUAAAAUCUGACAAUGAAGAAAAGCCCGCUCAUCUCCUCGACCUCCUGAGAAGAAGACUCCUAGGCAAUCAAAGAGCUAGAGAAACAGAGGCUGGCAAUGGUACAGGUUGGAACUCAUUUCGGAAUGUGAAUGAGCUGAAAGCAGCUGGGAUCCGCUUUAAGCCUGCCAAGUCGGGUUCCUUGAGAGACAUUUCCUUCAAGUCCUACAUCCUCUUAGGAUUUCUGAAACUUCCUCAAAUCACCAUUGACGACUCGACUAAAUCAAGAUUCUUGAACUUGAUAGCUUAUGAAAUGUGUCCAGAGGUCCCCAAUGAGCCGGUGGUCACCUCUUACAUAUGCUUCCUUGAUUCACUCAUAGAUGACCCGGAGGACGUGAAAGAGCUGAGGCGGCAGCACGUACUUCGCAACUUUCUGGGCAGUGAUAAAGAGGUGGCCAGACUUUUCAAUGAAAUAGCUACUGACUUGGUACCAGAUUCUGAUGCUUAUAAAGAUGUAAAAGGGAAAAUUCAGAAGCACUACGAGAUAAAAGCGAGCACUUGGAUUGCUGAAGUGCUUCACAGCCAUUUCAGUAGCCCCUGGACUGUCCUGGCAUUCCUGGGCGCGGUCGUAGCCCUCUUCUUUGGCGGCCUUCAGACUUACUACACCGUCUUCCCUCGUCACAACUGAUCACCAUCAUGUGAUAAAGUUGCAGAAGAAGGUGCGUGAAUUAGAGACCUUCGUGUGAUAUUAGUGUGUGGUUUUUUUUUUUUUUUUGACGUUUGGUGCGUUUGUGUUUGAGAUAUACCUACCUCUACCUGUGUGUGUAAGAUUUUGUGUCCAUGAUUGCUAAAUUUGUUUGUCAAGUAAAUAAAGAUGGAUUGAUGCAAUACUUAACCGCCUUUAUAGUUUA
Vitis riparia (riverbank grape) is the source of this 1965-nucleotide messenger RNA. RefSeq names its product UPF0481 protein At3g47200-like. Bases 315 to 1742 code for a protein of 475 amino acids. NCBI's taxonomy places the organism in Eukaryota, Viridiplantae, Streptophyta, Magnoliopsida, Vitales, Vitaceae. The transcript has 2 exons. The record is from RefSeq and is a predicted model, not a curated record.